UUGUUUCCAAUGAAGACAAACCCAGUCUAUAUGUGGCUGAUCAGAUGGUGACCGGAUUUAUUGGAGAAAACACGACCAUAACCUGCUACUACAGAGCCAAAGGAAAACUUGAUUGGUGUAAACUGGGCAGGACAUGUAUCAAAGAUGGAUUAAUAGAUGGAAUAACAGUGAACACUGACGAGAAGAAAGAUUCAUUCAGUGUGACCAUGAGUGGACUGAGAGGAGAGCACAGUGGUUGGUAUUACUGUGUCAAUGGAGACCUUCAGAUGCCAAUUUAUCUGACUGUGACCAUCAGACCCACUGUCGAAUCGACUACAGUUACAGCAGCAACAGAAUCUGCUACAGUAGAAGACCAGAAAGAAGACCAGAAAACCAAAGAAGACAGAACUUUUCCUGCACUACUGAGCCUCAUCAUCCCUCUGGUUUCAUUGAUUUUGGUUGCUAUUGUGGCGCUAUUAGUACUGUUUAGAACCAAACGUGCCAAAAUUCAAGAUUCAAGUGGCAGCUCCAACUUGAAGGAAGGGGAGGUUACGUAUUCAGAAGUCAGUUUCAAGAAAAAUCAGGCAUUACCUGUUGAAAGCGAUGGAGAUGUGACCUACAGCUCUGUUGUUAUUAAAAAGCCACAGGGUGGAAAAAGGGCUAAGGCAAAGGACGACAAUGUGACACACAGUCACCACAAGCAAAAUGUUUAAAUCAAUCGGUUUUUAAAUGUUUUUCCGUUACAUGACUAAGAUUUAGACAACUUUGUUGUAAGGGUCUCUUUGCAAGUGUGCAACAACGUAAUGGUUUAUUGUUUGACAUUAUUUUAAAAAAGCACUUGAUCAUAUCUUUUUUUAGAUUAAGUAUAAGCAUUCCAACUGAUUAUGGAACAACUUUAACCUCUUUAACAGCUUCAGAGCAUAUUGAAUGCUUAUUGUUCCUCUUGAAUGCAAAUGAUUUAAAUGUUUAUAUUGUCUUUAUUUUGUUUGAAUCCUAAAAAAAUUUGUUAAAAUAUUUCACUUUAUUGGGAUCUAUGUAAACGCAGAAUAUUAAUUGUGCAUACGUCUACUGAAAUGUUUUUCUUCCUGACUAAUAUUUGCUUUUUGCAAUAGUACAUUUUUAGCUCUAAAUGAAAUCUGAGAUGAACAGGACUUGGAGCUCAUCACCAAAAGUAGCUCCUCAAAAUAUUUCACAAGAUGGAUGGUUAAAAUUCCCAGAAGAAACAUGCAGGAAGCAUUUUUACAAUUAAAUUAAAUUGUUGUUUUUGGCAAAUCAAUCCUCUUAA
This is a messenger RNA of Cyprinodon tularosa, 1264 nucleotides long. Its product is annotated as CMRF35-like molecule 1. NCBI's taxonomy places the organism in Eukaryota, Metazoa, Chordata, Actinopteri, Cyprinodontiformes, Cyprinodontidae. The coding region runs from base 45 to 692 and encodes 215 amino acids. The record is from RefSeq and is a predicted model, not a curated record. The transcript is spliced from 7 exons.